Molecule: messenger RNA, 1313 nt
Organism: Diversispora eburnea
Lineage: Eukaryota; Fungi; Glomeromycota; Glomeromycetes; Diversisporales; Diversisporaceae
Source: the annotation of a GenBank genome assembly
AAAAUUUAAAUGAGAUAGUAGAAGACAAUUCAGAAAUCAACAUUGAACCGCAUCGCGAAAUUUCACAAAAUGACGAUCAAAAUAUCGAUAAUCCUACUCAAAUUGAAGAAAAAAUUAAUUAUGAAGAAAAUCAAAAAAUCAUCCUUUCACAAAGUGACGAUCAAAAUAUUGAUAAUUCCACCACCCUUCCUCAAAUUGAAGGAAAAUUUAAUUAUGAAGAAAAUCCAAAAUCACAAAGUGACGAUCAACAUAUUGAUGAUUCCGCUACCUUUCUUCAAGUCUCAGAAGAAACUUACGACGAAAAAGAGUCAGAAAUCAACAUUGAACCACAUCUACCACAUCUUGAAAUUUCGCAUCCAUCAAACGUAACACAAAACGUCGUGAAUACCCCGGAUGUUCCGACCAUAAAAAUCUCCAAGCCAGUAGUCGAAACCAACCUAAAUAUUGAAAAAUUAGAUAAUCAAAUUGAGUCUAUGAAAGUUGAAAAUCCGAAUUUCGAAAUUGGAAGUAUUAAUUCAAAUACCAUUGAAACCGAUGUCAAAAGUCUAGCUAUUGGAAAUGUUAAUACUACCGUUGGAAAGAUCACUACAAAAGAUAUGGAAAUCAAUAUUGAAAAUAUAAACGUAAAUGAAGUGGGGAAUGAAAUUACUAAUCAAAGUAUUAAUGACCAAGAGAUCAAAAUUGAGAAUAUAAUAGAUACCAUUGAUAAUAAUAUUGAAAAUCAAACCAUUGCAAAUGCUGAAACCAAUAUUGAAUCGUUAAAAGUAAAAAAUUUAAAAACUAGUAUUGAAAACAUUAACAUGGAAAAUUCGAAUUCAAAUACCAAUGUGACGGGAGAUAUUACGACGAAUAUCGAAAAUUUAAACGUAGAAAACCAAACUAUCGAAAAAAACAUUGAGACAUAUAUAGAAAACCAAAAUAUCGACAAAAAAAUUGAUACAAAUAUAGAAAAUCAACAUGUGACAAAUAUAACAAAUAUAGAAAAUCAACAUGUUGAAAAUUUUGAAACAAAGAUUGUCAAUGAAACAAACGUUUAUAAUGAAGUUAAAAACGGAAUAACUACAAAUAUUAAAAAUGAAUUUACUACUGUUAACGAAAUCAGCAAUUAUAAUGAAGUUAAAAACAUGAAUAUUAAAAAUGAAUCAACUACUGUUAACGAAAUCAUCAAUUAUAAUGAAGUUAACACGAAUAUUAAAAAUGAAAUUACUACUGUUAAUAAUACUAUUGUUAACGAAGAUAAAAAGGAGAUCACAGUCAACAAUUACAAUGUGGUUAAAAGCGAGACCAAUACAAAUGUAACAAAUGUGAACAAU